AUGAAAUUUGGUACAAAUUAAAUUGGAUGGUAAGGAUUUAACAAAUGUAUUAAUUCUUAUGUAUCAUUAAGGCUAACUAAAUCAAAUCGAUGAUUAAAAAUAUAUUCAAAAGAAAUAUCCCUUUUAAUUGCCAAUGGACAAGCACCAGUUAUGGUUAUUAUUGCUAAUUUCCAAACUUAAUCAUAGUAUGAUUUAGUGAAUGAUCUAAUAAAUAAUUAUCUACAAGUUUACAAGUGAAGAUGCUGUCUUUAACUUUUUGUUAAAUAGAUUAUCUAAUAUUAAUUAUGGUGAUGAUUUUGAGCCCUAUUAUGAAAACAUGGAUUUUUUGUUUGAAUUAGGGAAAUUAAUUAUUAAAACUAGAUAAUAUAAUUGGAGCUCUCUAAAGAGCCAUUCAAAAGACUAAGUGUGUAAUAAUUUGUAUCUAAAAAUUAAGUUAACAAAAAUAUAGUUGAGCCUUUCAAUUUUGCAGUAAGUCAUGAGAUAGCUAAGCCUUUUGAAAGCAGAAUGAAUCAAUAAGCUAUUGUUCAAGCUUAUUGUAAUAGUGAUAGAUGCUAUUUCACUCAUCCAGAAUUAGCAUAUUUUGAUUGA
Molecule: messenger RNA, 588 nt
Organism: Paramecium primaurelia
Lineage: Eukaryota; Ciliophora; Oligohymenophorea; Peniculida; Parameciidae
Source: the annotation of a GenBank genome assembly